Messenger RNA from Mytilus californianus (California mussel), 5329 nucleotides. RefSeq lists its product as uncharacterized. The transcript is spliced from 7 exons. NCBI's taxonomy places the organism in Eukaryota, Metazoa, Mollusca, Bivalvia, Mytilida, Mytilidae. Gene Ontology annotation, biological process: urea transmembrane transport. The record is from RefSeq and is a predicted model, not a curated record. Gene Ontology annotation, molecular function: urea transmembrane transporter activity. Gene Ontology annotation, cellular component: plasma membrane. The coding region runs from base 240 to 2615 and encodes 791 amino acids.
UUACACACGUUAUAGAGCUCUAUAUAUAUUAUGGAGUUUUUCAAACUAGGGUAAAGUAACGUGCGAGACCAAGAAAAGUGUGUGAUUUGCGAUACUAUCUUACACUUGCUACCGAAAGUAUUAUACAUUCUUAGUUGAUUAAUGACACAGUACUAAUUAAUUUUAUUCCAUUGAUAUGUGACAGAUUUUGGCAAGAAUCGACAUUGUUUUGAUAUGCUGAGAGUGAAAAGAGUGUGAAAAUGUGUACGCGGACUUGUCUUAUAACCUUUUUAGUUUUUGGACUUAACUUUUGGUAUGCAGAAUGCAACACUACGCAAACAUGUCCCCAGAAUCUGAACCCUGCUUCUGGAAAAACUGGGGUGAAACCAGUUUUAGACAGAUACGAGUCAGCAUUGCUUAUGUUACUAGGAUUUGGUGGUUUUUCGAUCAUCCUUGCCUUGUUUCACAAUGCCGUUCGGAAGCAUAUAUUCCACGAUGAACACAAUCUGGACACAACGUUUGAUGCCGGCGGAAACGUCAGUCUUAGUUUAACAGCAGUUACUGUUGCUUCCCAACUGUUUUGGCCAGGUGACAUUCUACACAGUGCCACCCUGACGACUAAGAAUGGGAUAGCUGGUCCGUUUUGGUAUGCAGUUGGAAUAAUGAUAAACAUUUUCAUAUUUCCAAUAUUUUCUGUCCAGUUUAAAACAAGAGCACCAGGUGCUAAAACUUAUUUACAGAUUAUCCAUGCACGAUUUGGCAAAUCGGCACAUGCUCUGUUUUGCGUUUUUGCCCUUGUGACAAACCUUGUAAUCAUGAUAGGCCUACUUUUGGCGGGUCGGGCAACUAUACAGUCACUGACUAGAGAUGCUUCCGAUGAAUUUUGUUUAUUCGUAAUGGCGAUACUUUUUGGUUCUUACUCGCUCAUUGGUGGAAUAGGCACGACGUUUUACGUUUCAUACUUCAACGCGUGCCUCGUUUUCAUUCUGUUAAUUGUAUUUGUCAUCAAAAUAUUACACAAUUCAGACUCCGAAUUUGCAUCUAUAGGAGACAUUUCACGCAUGUACAAAUCAAUUUCGUGCGUAGAAGGUCCCGUUGAGAACGAAAACCACAGUUAUCUGACAUUCAGAUCAGGUGUGGCAUUUUUAUAUGGCGUCAUUGAAGUAUUUGUGUCGUCUGCUGUGACGUAUUGUGACCAAGCAUCAUGGCAGAGUAGAAUAGCAGCGAAACCAGUUCAAGGAGUAUGGGGAUUUUUACUGGCUGGUUUCAUCUGGUUCUCUAUUCCAUCCACUAUGGCAACAACGACUGGUAUGGCUUAUAUAGCUCUCAGUGCAGAAAAUGGGACGCAUUACUUGAGUGCUGGUCAGAUAGACGAAGGUUUGGUGACACCUUUAAUUGCAGAGAAGGUCCUUGGUUCGUCUGGUGGAAUACUCAUUCUGACCAUGGGUGCCAUGGCUCUAAUGUCGACAGGGUCAGGAGAGGUCAUGGCGAUAUCCUCCAUCAUCGUCUAUGACAUUUAUCAAACAUAUAUACGUCCGUUCAGAAAAGACUUAAAGAGAACGGAUUGUGUUUUGUGCGGGAAGCUAAAGAAACAGACAGUUGCUGCCACUUAUGCAAAUGACCAGGACCGGGAAAUUUUGUGUCACUGUCGAAGUGUCAACAAGUGUCAUAAUUGCUUAGAGGAUAUACAAAGACGACACAGACCGAACUUGUUUGGUAUCAAACCACCGUAUAUGUGUCCAAUACACGGACAGUAUCGUCAAUACCAAGAUUAUCUUAUCACUUUUAAGAACUGGUGUAUCAUCUGGGUUACAUUGGCGAUUAUUCCGCUGGGUUUGAUAAUUUUUGAGUCCGGUAUCGACCUUAACUGGAUAUUUUACGUAGGAGCCAUUAUAACGAUUCCAUGUUUUCCACCAGUGAUGCUUUCUAUUAUAUGGGUAAAAGCAACCUCAAAAGGCCUCAUGGUCGGUGCAGUCACCGGGUUUUUUUGUGGAUCAGCUGCAACACUUACAGCCGCUAGUAUGUACCCGAAUGGAUUGAAUGAUUUUCUUUUAAAUACUGUGAGAGAUUACAGUAUUUUAGCUGGAACAUGCUUUAGUUUUGGCGUUAGCCUGACUGGAUGUUUGAUUAUCUCCCUUUUCACACAUAAGAUUAAAAAUAAACAUGACGAAGAUAUGGAAUGGCAGAAAAUGUACAACAUAGAUAAUCCUCUUAAUCCUUGGGAGCUUAAUUUUAAAGAGGAGCUAGAAGGACUCCAUUUUGAUACGAAACCAACAUUUCAGCAGAUGUCUACUACCUUUAGAAAAGCAAAAAUUACAGCAUACGUAGGGGGAUUUUGCAGUAUAUUUUUAUUCGCCAUUUUGAUACCAGGGAUAAUGGCUACCUUCACCGUUAUGAGUGAAACCCAAUUUAAAGUAUGGGUGUGGUUUACACAAGGUUGGGCAGUAGUAAUGGCGGUUAUAGUUAUCGUUGCACCUCCAUUUGAAGAAAUUCGGAGAAUUGUUAAACAGUACCGCAAAAACAAAGAAAGGAGGCAAGAGUCGAAUGGAAAUAUCAAUGAUAAAAUUGUAAUGAACGAAGUUAUUUUUAAGGACAAGUCACAUACCGAUAGUAAUAGUGUCCCAACUAAGGUUUAAUGAUAAUCCGUCAUUAUAUGGAAAGAAGGUGACAUCCUACAAAUUUGUUUUCUCCCCACGUUCAAGUAGGUCGUUAACACAUAAUCGUAAUGAUUUAUAUAGAAUGCACUUAUAUCAGCGAUUUUUGGAUAGACGAUCCAAAUCAAUAAGUAUACGAGAAAAAAAUGUAUUAUAACAAAAAUAAACCAUGCAUUUUGUUCAUGUAAACAAUGAAUCAAACUGUCCUUUUUUGUAGCAAUCGUAAUAAAUGCACUUUUUAGUGUAAUGAUUUGCUGAGUGUUUGUAACUAGAAAACAUAUGACUAUAUAAUGACAAUACUAAUGAAAAUAAUAGUUUGUAGAAAUUCAAAUAUUAAUAUAUAAUUAAAUUUUUGUUGUGGUUUUACUUAAAUGAACUUCAAAGCUGUUGAUUUUUUCGUAUUAAAUUAACAUUGAAAUUCAAAGUGAUUAUCAUUAUCCUGAUAAGAGAGAACAAUUUGUAUCCCUCGAUCACGCACUUUAAUACCGUACUUUCUAAAAUACAUUAUAAAAAAAUAAUCUAUGUAGCAAGUGCAUUUUAUAGAAAAAAGGAAACAAACCAGCAGCUCUAACUAGUCUACUAGCAGACUGUAAUCGACCUUGAAUCAGAAAUACAUGUAUAUGUAUAUUUUCCUAAGGAGGGACACAGAUUUGAAUUGAAAAUAAAGAGCUAGUGGAAAGAGCAAAUGUAUUUGUGUGUAAUACAUGUAUUCUAUAUUGUUUUUCAUAUCUUUUAAUUCUUUUAAAUAUUUUGUUAAGCUAAACAAUGUUCAUAGUUAUACUUUUUAUAUAAAUUGGUUAAACAUAUUUAUCAAUGUGUACUUCUCACGCUUAGUAUGUAUUGGGCAACAUCUCAUUAUGUCCGGUUUCGAACCAGAUUACCAUUGGCAGAGGGAAACAUCUUUUGGUAAACGUGUGUAAUAAUAGAAUCAACAUUGGUAAUUGGCAAAUAGAUUUGGUAUUUGUAUAUGCUUUUCAUGUUUAUUUCAAUCAAAUUAUCCGUUAGCUAUCUACCUCGAUUAAUUUUUUGAAUAUAAGAUUAUUUACAUUGUAUAAACAAGGAAGGUGUUGUAGCAUUUGUUCAUUUUUUGUAUUUCUUACUCGCAAAUUAUAACAAACGUAUAUAACAAUGUACUAUGGUUUUGAGAAAUAUAUAUAAAUAAUUAAUUAUAAGUGUUCGAACGGCAUAUUUUGAAGUUAAUAAAACAUUCUGGCAUUUUGGUUUUAAAAGAAAAGAGUCCAAUUAAUACAUGUACAGAUUUUCAUUGCAUCAAAACGUAUUUUAACACACAUACAUUAUAUUUUUUAUCUGACAAACUAUACAGAAGAAGAAGAAGAAGAAGAAUAAGAAUAUUUAUUGAAAGCAAUUAAAGGGACCGUUUCCGAGCAUAUACAUAUAGAUUCUACCACUGCAUCGAGUGUGAUACGAUAUUUAUCCACUCGAGACAGUUAAAUUUUCAAAUUUAAAACGCGAGGCUCGCCGAGCGUUUUAAAUAUUUAAAAUUUAACUGUCGAGAGUGGAUAAAUAUCGUAUUACACGAGAUUUGGUGGUGGAAUCUGUUUCUCUAAUGAUUUUCAAACUAUAUGCAGGCAAACUUAUUCCUUCUUUUUGAAUUAUCUGCAAAAAGAUGUGUUCUUUCUAUGUGACUUCAUCAGGCAUGGUCGCCUUUUUUCAUGCCGUCACAAUAGGAAAUUCAGAGGAAAGCAAGAAAAUUCGACGUCAUAAUCAGAUUUUAACCAAUGAAGAACUGAGAUCAAACGAACCACACGUUGAUUAAAUUUUUUUUAUACAAUUGGUGCAGAAAGGGAUAAAUUGACGAAGAAUUAGAGAAAUAUAUAUAUAGUAUUAAUUGUACAUGAUAUUACGUCUAUCAUAUUUCACUGUUAGCAAAGUCCUGCUCUUUCACUAUUAUUUUUAAAAAUGUUGAAAUAUGUAUAAAAGUACUGGGAUCCUCUCAAAAAUGUUUACUUGAUAAAUCUGUCCAGAGAUAUGCAACAUGAAUGUAAGAAACUGAAAGUCCAUAAAAGGAUGCUGCGUUGUUGUGACUUUCAGUAAAGGCUGGGAAACGUUUUAUUAUUGACUUUGCUUGGAGACAAUUUCUUUGAUAUUUGAUUAUUUAUCUGGUUUGGAGCACAAUGUAGACGAUUUUCAAUUCUUAAAGAAACAAUCUAUGCAUGUUCUUGUAAGCGUCAGUCCAUCAAUAACAGAUAUUACACUGAAUUUAGAAAUAGGAUUGAGAAUGUAUUUCCUCAAUGACUUUGACCUUUAGUCAUAUGUAUCUAACCAACUAUUUGUAUGUACUAUAGAAGCAUUUUUAGCAUAAAGUCCAGUAGUGUUAUGAAUGAGUUAAACAUAUUUUAUUGUUCAUUCAACAUUUGGUCAUAAGAAUUUGAUAGUUAUUCAUUUUUCUCAAAAGUUAUUCAUGUGUAUUCAAGUUUUCAUUUGUUUUAUUUGUCAAUGUACUAGAAAAAAACUUUUAUAUGCAUGUGUUUAAAGAAUUCAAUUUCGUAUUUUGUAUUUUGUAGCAGAAUGCUCCUGAAAAUUUAACCUUUUAAUAUGUACAAAAAUAGACAAAUAAUGUUCUCUUAUCAAUACCAGUCCAAAUGUAUGUACAAAUAUAUCCAUAGUUUGUAGUUUUGUAAACAUGAAUGUAAGAAUAGAAUUUGUUACAGAAACACAAUAAAACUAGAUUUACA